UCCAGGAGGACGAGGAGAGGGCGUCUCUCUAUUUAUCCUAACAGAGCGGAAGCGGCUCUCAGUCUGGGUCUGGGUCUCGGUCUGAGUCUGGGUCUGAGUCUGGGUCUGGGUCUGGGUCUGGGUCUGAGUCUGAGUCUGGGUCUGGGUCUGGGUCUCAGUCUGGGUCUGAGUCUGGAUUCAGCCGCAGGAUCAGCUGCUGCCUCCGUGUCUGCGGAUUUUAUCAUUUCAUCGUUCUGGCCAAGAAGGAUUUGAUUUAUUUAUUAAGUAAACCCCCGAGGAGGAGAGUCCGGACCGGACCGGACCGGACCGGACCGGACCGAGCCGAGCCGAGCCGAGGAGAACCGAACCGAGUAGAACCGAACCGAAUCAGGACAAAGAACAGAGACAGACGGGGCGGCUUCAUCUCCUCCUGCAGAGUCUUCCUCACCGGGAGGAGCGGUGAAGGACCCACCAGGACCAGGGACGGAUCCAGGGCCAGGGACGGAUCCAGGACCAGGGACGGAUCCAGGACCAGGGACAGAUCCAGGACCAGGGACAGAUCCAGGACCAGGGAUGCUGGUCUUGGUCUCAGAGUGAACUCAACAUGGCUGCUUCAAGUCUGAUGAUGUGUGUGUGUGUCCUGCUGCUGCCUCCCACCACCGGUUUCCAGUCAGAGGAUGGCGAGGACAGAUUGUGUGCCUUCACAGACAACUUGCAGGGGGCGGAGCCUCCUCCAACCAAUGAGCUACGAGGAGAGGUGCUGGAGAACACCACGAUUCGCUGCAGCCGCGGCUCCCGCUGCUAUGGAUUGUGGGAGAAAAGAGCAGACGGGGAAAUGCAGCUGAUAAAUCAAGGUUGUUGGACACAUGUGGGUAACCAGCAGGAGUGUCAUGGCAGCCGCUGUGUGCUGGUGAUGACGACGCCAUCCCAGGUGCAAAACGUCAACUAUCGUUUCUGCUGCUGCAGCCGCGACCUCUGCAAUGCUAACUUCACUGAGGCCCCGCCCACUGCCGAUGCCCCCGCCCUGAGGCCCAUGAGGACGGCCGGCCGGGGCGACAGCGACACAGGUCGACACCUGACACCCGAGGAGACGGCGCUUGUUGCCCUGGUAACCGUUGCUGUAGCAGCCAUCCUCAUCAUGGCGAUGUUCCUGGGAUACCGCAUGAUAAAAACUGUGUGUCCAGGGAAACAGAAACACAGUCUGUCUGCUGUGAAUGUGAUAGAGGCGACAAACACUGAGUCUGGUGUCGACAUGGACAACCUGAAACUACUGGAGCUGAUUGGUCGAGGCCGCUAUGGUGCCGUGUUCCGGGGUUUCCUUAACGAGCGCUGUGUGGCCGUGAAACUCUUCAGCUCAGCUAACUGGCAGAACUAUGCUAACGAACGCGCCGUCUACUUCCUGCCGCUGUUGCAGCAACACGACAACAUUGCCCACUUCAUGGGCGCCGACGGGAGGACGGCGGCCGAUGGACGCCCCGAGUUCCUGAUCCUCCUGGAGUACUACCCACACGGCUGUCUGUCUCAGUACCUGUCUGUCCACACCGUGGACUGGUUGACCUGCUGUAGGAUGACCCACGGUAUCACCAGAGGACUGGCCUUCCUCCACACCGACAUCCACAGAGGAGACCAGUACAAACCAGCCGUGGCCCACAGAGACCUGACCAGCAGGAACGUCCUGGUUCGAGCCGACCUGUCCUGCGUCCUCGCAGACUUUGGCCUGUCCAUGAGGCUGACGGGGACACAGCCUUGUUGCCCUGGAGACGAUGACACUGUGGCCAUAUCAGAGGUGGGGACGGCGCGUUACAUGUCUCCAGAGGUUCUGGGCGGAGCUUUGAACCUCAGAGACUUUGAGGCGGCGCUGAAGCAGGUGGACGUUUAUUCUCUGGGUCUGAUUUACUGGGAGAGUUUCAGGAGGUGCUCCGCCCUCUACCCAGGUGAAGCGGUUCCAGAGUUCCAGCUGGCGUUCCAGGCCGAGCUUGGGAACCAUCCCAGCUUUGAGGACAUGCAGAACCUGGUGGUCAGAGAGAAGUACAGACCCAGGUUCCCUGACGCCUGGAAGGAGAACAGUCUGGCAUUGCGUUCCCUGAAGGAGACGAUGGAGGACUGUUGGGAUCAGGACGCUGAAGCUCGACUCACCGCACAGUGUGCAGAGGAAAGACUGUCUGAACUCACACUGCUGAGUCUACACAACCAGACACACAACCACAGGAAUCUGUCUCACGGCCGGUGGACUCCUCCAGUUGGCUCCGCCUCUUCCUACAUUGAAGAUCGUCAGGUGGGUGUGGUCAAAAAUCUCCAAGGAGACGGUUACCCAGCAUCAGUCAUCAGGACUACAACAAGUUGUGUAGAAGGUGUAGACAAGAACCGGAGCUCCAUCAACCUGGAACGGCAGCAGAAUCGGACUCGGUUGUUGACCUCAGACAGCGUCGGGGCGCCGGCCUCAGUCCUCUCCACCGUCUCUACAUCCCACCUCAGCGGGGGUGCCGUGCCCAGAGUCCAGGUCUGCCUUCAGCUGAUGGAGGAGGACCUGGAGGCCGCCAAGCUGGACCCAAAGGAGGUCGGGAAGAACCUGAGGGAAACGUCUGAUGAAAACCUGAUGGAGCAUUCACAGAAACGGUUUGGUUCGGACCCUCAAACCUCCACCCUGCUGCCCCAUCAGAGGCUCCUGAGUCCUGAGGCAAACAACUGGCCACUGACUCCUCAGACUGAACCAGGGGUUGUUGGGGGGGUAGUUACCCCUCCUUCCUCCUCCAUCCACCCCCUCCCCAAACAGCAGAACCUGCCCCAGAGGCCCACCAGUCUCCACCUGCCCCCCAAGACCAAGGAGGCCCGCACAGCUUCUUCUCAGGUCAAGCUGGGGAAGCUCAGGUCAAACCACCAACAGGUGGAAACAGGUGUGGCUAAGAUGAACACAGUAACUGCCGUCACAGCUUCAGAACCUCACCUGCUCACCACAAUUACCAUGAGAAACAGCACUGGUACUGGAAUUCAAGUCCACGCUGGAGCCCCCACCCUGGUGAAGAAUGCUAUGAUAGGUGGAGGUCGGACCAAUCCUGCAGGGCCCCAGGAGGAGGACGAGAAAAUAGAUGGAGGGAGGAGCCGCCAGAACCUCCUCAAUUUCAGUCCUGAUGAACAUGAACCUCUGCUGAGGAGCGAACAGCUUCCAGCCGAGAGUCAACCACCUCCUCCUCUGCUCCAUCAUCAUCAUCACAUGUUGACGAGACGAGGCUCCAACUCCAACAACAACAACAACCGGCUGGUGUUGGGUUCAGACCUCGAGCUGGAGCCACCACCAGGAAGUCAACCGAGAGGUGGAUUCACUAGCGCUGCUCUGGUUUCAGAUCUAGAAGAUAAAGAUCUGCUCUCUGGCCACACCCCCCAUCCACAGGUCCCUCACACCGUCAGCGGUACAAGUCAAGACUCAGAUUCAGGUCUGUAUCAGGCUGAAGCCCCUGGAUAUACUCAAAAUCCAAAAGAUCCAAAAGACCAGCUGGUCCCUUCUGCCGGCACCACUGAGGUCCCUGACACCACAGCUCCACCAUCUGGCUCAACAAAAACUACUCCAGAACCAGUAUUUACAGAAGAACCAGGGACCCAGGAACAACAACCGCAAGACGAUGGCCUGACUUUACCUUCUACAGCCCACGCUCAGAAACCUCCACCACCAGCAGUCACCGCCUCGGAUCCUGAAGCUACAUGCGAACCAGUCUCAGAACCACAAACUGGUCUGUUGCAGUCCAAUGUGAGACCGUCCAAAGCCAGGAGGCCUGAACGUCCCUGUUCCCUGGACCUGUCCUCAUCCUGCAUCUCUUCAGGUGAUUUCUCCCUGGCAGAUAACGGUAGUCUGAGUGCUUCAGGGGAGAAAAUAAAACGUCGAGUCAAGACCCCAUACACUCUUAAAAAAUGGCGUCCAGCGUCGUGGGUUAUUUCCUCAGAUGCAGCUCUUGAUCUGGACUUUGAAUUCAACACCACAAGCAGCAGCUUUUCUUCUGAUCCUCGUCGAGCAGGAAGUACCGGCGUCCCCAGAAUCAACCAGUCUAAAUCCAGCAUGGCAGUGUUUCUGGUGGAAGGCGGAGCCACUGAAACCACGACCUCGGAGCCUGAUGGGAUGACCAGCUUCUAAACUCCUUCUGUUUCCAGAGCUGCUUCAUUUUUCCGUCUUCCUUCUGUUUUGUUGUGGAAACAAACCUCCCCAGCACAAGCCCGGCAACCAAACCCAAAUCUGACUCAAGUAUUUUGACAGAACCUGGGUCCUGUUUCUGGUUCUCAGUGUGUUAAUCCCAAUGGACCUAAGCUCCACCUUGUUUUAUAUACAGGAGGAAACAUUUUUGAAGGUUUUAAAUGAGUUCUUUCUGGUGGCUCUGGACCUGUGAGAGAGUCCAGAGAGGAUCUGAUCGCUAGCCAUGUAGUCUUGGUCCUGGGACUGGGUGUGGGAUUGGGUCUGGGUCACUAGCCAUGUAGCUUCAGUUAUUUUUGAUGCCUGGUGCAGUCCAAGUAUGACCUGAUGUUCUCUAUCUUUGUCAGGGGUCUGGUCCCAGGUCCCGAGUCUGGGUCUGGUUCUGGUUCUGGGUCCUGGGUGUAGAGGUGCAAGUUGAGGCAGUGAAUCCAGCUACAUCGACUCCACAUUAACUGACGAUCUUUAUCCUUUUAAUUUGCUCUUUCCUGUCUGAGGUCUGAGCGGCGCCGGGUUGGGACCGGAUGGAGAGAGGAAGUCAUCGAGAUAAACAAAGAAUGUCCAGAAAAGACAGAGAGAGGAAGUCAUUGAGAUAAAGAAAGAAUGUCCAGAAAGGACGGAGACGAAAGGAGAGCACCCCCCAUCCCUCGUUCAUGUACAGCGACAACAAAAGAAUCCAAAUCAAACUAGACAGACACAGAGAACAACUCUAGAUACAACCAAUAAAUAAAAUAAGCACUGUCAUAAAGAGAUAAUCUAUUAACAAACAGAUUUAAAGUAAUAAUAAUAUAUACAUAAAAAGAAGCAACCCAGGCGUGUAUGAAUCCACAGUAACUGGAAAGAACUGGGCUUCUUAUAGAUCCAGUCAACCAAACAUAAAACAUUUGAGAUGUUUAUCCUGUCUGUAAGAAGAAUGAUUUUUAGAGGAUGAGAUAAAGAUGAAGAAGGAAUGAACAGAUCUGUUCCAGAUGAUGACAUCAGCCUCGGAUCAACUCUGUACUUCUAGUUUAAACAUAAUCAACUUUAUUUAAAGCUGAGCUCAACGGGGACUGGAGCUAGAAACCAUUUCUCUAGAUGUUUUAUAUAAGAUGAGGCCUUGGUUCCAUUUCUCAUUUCUCUGAAUGUGUGGUUUUAUAAAUGUUUAUCAGCCCAUUAAUAACAGGUAUGUUCUCUGUUAACAAUAUUUAAGUGAAUACUGCUUCUGUCUGUGGAGACGUUCUGUUCUGGUGGUUUUCUACAGUUUGUACAGUUUUUUGAUGCUGACACAUAUUUAUACACACACACAUGUAUCUAUACAUUAAUACACUAUAUCUCCAACAGUAUCCUCUCACCUGCCUUUACAUGACCUCCAGUCACGUCUGUUCUUAGUCUCCAGGGUUUAAUUUGACGUCUCCAGCCUCUGCAGCUCUAACAGCUCCAACUCUUCUGGGAAGAUUUUCCACAGGUUCAUGAUGAGGUGGUUUCAGAAGCUCAUCAAUGAUGUUGGAGGAGAAGUUCUGGCUCACAGUCCACAUCUAGUUCAUCCCAGAGGGGUUCUAUGGGGGUCAGGACUCUGAGGCCAGUCCAGUUCUUCCUCAUCCAGGUCUUUAUGGACCUGGCUUUGUGCUCUGGUCCUCAGUCAGGUUGGAACAGGAAGGGGUCCAAAAAAACAUCAGAACUAACAUCCUAUCACAGUACCAUGCUGGAACCCACUGAACUCCUCAGAGGGGAGUGAGUGUGUUAGUAUAUUCUCUAAAAUAUGUGUUUUCCUCGUCUGUUCUCUCCCAGAAUAGUCCACUGAAAUAUGCUAACCGCCGCUCACAAGCUAUACCGCUUGAGAUGCGUUGCAUCCAGUUAAGCCCCACCCCUCAAAAAACAUCACAUUGUUCACAAACCAUGGAGGGGUCUUCAGUGUUUGUGUGUGAGGACCCGUCCAGAACCAGAACUCUAGAACAGACAGAGUGUUUUAAUUCUGUGACAGGAACCAGGUCGCUCUAGUUUAGUCGACUGUGUUUAAAGAUGGCGGCCAAGUCAUCAAAACACACCCCUCAUGCUUCCGUGUAGGCUGGCCACUGAGCACGCUCAGUAGCACCCUUCUCCAGGAAGUGCUGCUUUUAAGACUUGAGAAGAAACACGGAGAAGGACUCGGCCGCCAUCUUUGAAUCAGACAAAUGUUUGAGAGACAUCUAAUAAUGUUUGUGUGAUUAUUUUAUACUGUAAAACAACAGUUAUCCAACUACUAUCUCAUUUAAAGGAAGACAGGUUAGCGAGCUAAUGGCUAACGUUCCCCUUUAAAGAUGGAGCGUCAUAAAACUAAACUCCUGCCUGAAGCUUCAUGUUCCGUGUGUUUUCCAGUGUGAAGGAGUCUAAACCUUCAUGUGUUCAUAUUCAUGUAUGAGUGUAAGUACAUGAAGUCAGAGCAUGCAGAGCAACCUUCAUCCAACAUGUCCAUCGAGUUCAUUGUUAAAUAAAGUUCAGAUGAGUA
Messenger RNA from Mugil cephalus (flathead mullet), 6617 nucleotides. RefSeq names its product bone morphogenetic protein receptor type-2-like. Bases 584 to 4102 code for a protein of 1172 amino acids. Gene Ontology annotation, cellular component: plasma membrane; signaling receptor complex. Gene Ontology annotation, biological process: cellular response to growth factor stimulus; protein phosphorylation; BMP signaling pathway. The transcript has 19 exons. The record is from RefSeq and is a predicted model, not a curated record. Gene Ontology annotation, molecular function: transforming growth factor beta receptor activity; ATP binding. NCBI's taxonomy places the organism in Eukaryota, Metazoa, Chordata, Actinopteri, Mugiliformes, Mugilidae.